AUGCAGAAUCGCAUCCACGACGACAGCAACAUUUUCACCGCGUCUGCCCUGCAUCGCCACCUGCGUCUGCUGGUCUCUUCUAGCGCGGCGCCAGCGUCCCAAUCGAUAAAGCCCCCAAAGGUAUUUUUGGGUCGCACCAGCCGCUCACUGCAGGGCAUUGCGCGACGUCACAAUCGCCUUGUUUGCAUUCCAGAGACAUGGGCGAGGUCGAACCUUAGCCCGUAUCGCUGUGGCGCCUUUGGUGUUGCUGCUGCCCCUGAGCGCGGCACAGCGGCAGCCUAG
This is a messenger RNA of Parastagonospora nodorum SN15, 282 nucleotides long. RefSeq lists its product as hypothetical. The transcript has 2 exons. The record is from RefSeq and is a predicted model, not a curated record. The coding region runs from base 1 to 282 and encodes 93 amino acids. NCBI's taxonomy places the organism in Eukaryota, Fungi, Ascomycota, Dothideomycetes, Pleosporales, Phaeosphaeriaceae.